GAAAGAAAAAAGGCCGUUACACAAGCCGGAAUCAUGACCCGGCGAGCGACUACGUAACACAGACCCAUACAAUAUCUUCUUCCAACACCUAUAUUUUGUCCUAAAACACGCCUUUGGAAGGAGGCCUAAAUGUCCGAGAUAGUUAUAUAGCCUAAGAAAUGCGGAUACGUUUGUAUAACGCAAGGCUUCGCUACGUCUUGGAUAAGUGGCCAGGGAAGCGCUACUUGGGCAUGUACCGCUUCCUGCCCAUGUUCUUUGUUCUUGGAGCUGCCCUCGAGUUUUCCAUGAUUAAUUGGCAUGUUGGAGAAGUGAACUUCUAUCGCACCUACAAGAAACGACAAGCACAGGACAUUGCUCUACAGGAACUACAAGACGAAGGAUUGUUGCCGCAAUAAAUACCAAAACACAGAA
Penaeus chinensis is the source of this 411-nucleotide messenger RNA. It is a transcript of the gene sloth1, whose product is annotated as small integral membrane protein 4-like. The transcript has 3 exons. The record is from RefSeq and is a predicted model, not a curated record. NCBI's taxonomy places the organism in Eukaryota, Metazoa, Arthropoda, Malacostraca, Decapoda, Penaeidae. The coding region runs from base 159 to 395 and encodes 78 amino acids.